GGGCUGCCGGAGUCUCCGGCUACACUGGGAGCCUCGGACGAGGCGACGGCACAUCAGCAAUUCCUAGACGACGUGAAGGAUCAAUUGCAGCUGAUAUUCACCCACCUGAAGCCGAAUAGACUGAGCACGUUUGAAUGGCGCCUAGGGACAUGUGUUCCGGUGGGAGUUCUCGACAAGGAAGGCUAUCUCAGUCGGUACCAACAGCGCCUCACUCGUCUCUCACUCGUCACUGACGGUACCUGCCCUGAAACAUUGCACCGCUUGGAAGGAGUGUCUAGACUAUCCUGCCUGACGGCGUUUGAGUGGGAAGGACUCCAACAUCCGUCCGAGGUUGAUUUGUUACGACAGUGCAUCCGUCGGAACUGGCGCCGCCUGGAUCAUCUGUCCAUCGGCUUCGUUCCAUCAGCUUUUGCCCGUGCUCUGUGCUGGGAGAGCCUUGGGCUUCAGCAAUCGGAGCUCGGGGUCGGGAAUAUAGGUACCGGUGAGACAAGGAACGGGGAUACAGGGAUCGGGAAUCUGACAGCUCUUCCCGCUCUGUCCACAUUAUCACUUUCAAAGGUGACCCUGCCUCCAGAUAUCUCAUCAGAGCGCGAUGCGAUAUUCUAUUCCCUGCGAGCGCUCACGCUGCGCGACUGCCCGAAUCAGCUGCGUCUCGUGCAAUUACUGUCGCGGUCACAAAAGCCGCUCCGACUAACGCAUUUUGAAUUUUCUUUCGAUUACCUGCUGCACGAACCGGGUGAAGGACGUAGCCUAUCUGCUGUUGUGCGGUUCUUAUGUUCGUUUCGUGGGCUACAGCAUCUAUACCUGAGGUUGUCCAACUUCCCGGCGUCAAAAUCUCACAUCCAGGAUGCCAUCCGACAUCACCAGUCUACGUUGAAAAGCCUCGUCUACCAUGAGCGCCAACUCGCUCCCAUCGAUGCCGAUGGCUUAUUUGAGGAUGAUCGUGAUGUGUCACCCGCGUGGGUAACAAACUUGUCUGCCAUUGUAGACCUGGGCCAGGUGUCUGCUCUGGGUCUGUGUGCUAGUCCAUCUGCAGCUCGUCUGUGCCUUCGACCCACGGCCAAGCAUUCCCAGCUUCAGAUUCUACAUCUGCGGUUCAGCGGCCUCGAUCGAAUCCACCGAGACAUCCCACGAGAGAUUACCACCUUUCUACAUGAGACGCGCAAAGGGUACUCACGGCAUCCUCGUUCGUGCUGGGGUUCUGUGAACCGGAAUGCCUCCAAUGAUAACUACAACUACGGUCCUAUUUUCGAUGAGUACUUUGACAGGUCACAAUUCGAGUAUAUGGACCCGCAGCAGGCAGUCCUUGCGUCUUCCGCAGCGAUUGCAGAGGCCGAGGAUCUCGUGUCGUUUGCUGAAUGGGCAUUCGGCCCCCACGGACUGCCGGCUCUGCAGGUCCUCGCGUUUGGGGACUUCUCCCACGGUGAUCGAUACCGGAGCCAGCAGUUUCUAAUGCGUCGUGCCUAUUCUCCAUGGGAGUGUGGUGGUAAGACAAUUCCGACCGGCGCGGCCUGCUCCCUAACUAGCGAUAUGGCACAGAUCCUUCAAAACCCUCAUUCUUCGCCGUCCUCUGCCGUUGACCUCCUGGACCUGUAUUUGUGUCUGUGGGAGUGCUACACGAUCAAGUCGGCCGGCAAAAUACGCUUGGAAGAGGAACGUCGCUACCUGCAAAACUCACAAAAAUGGCUGGCGGAGGAGAACAAAAAGCUUCAGCAAUGCUGCAAUCAUCAAGAACUGCUGCUGUGGGAUCGUCGUCAGGCCUUUCUCUCUGUACACCAGGGCGUUCUCGGAACAUUGCAGAAUAGUGACAGACACUCGUGUCAGAUAAGUGAGCUACAAUGA
Penicillium arizonense is the source of this 1842-nucleotide messenger RNA. RefSeq lists its product as uncharacterized. The transcript has 4 exons. The annotation marks the transcript as partial. The record is from RefSeq and is a predicted model, not a curated record. Lineage: Eukaryota; Fungi; Ascomycota; Eurotiomycetes; Eurotiales; Aspergillaceae.